GCUGAGGCUGUGGGCCAGGUCCUUCCUCUUUCUUAGGGGGUGGCCCCAUAUCGGGUUGGGUGGGCGGCCGCGGCCUGGCCCUAUCCAGGAGGCAGAGAGAACGAAGGGGAGAGCCCGGCAUUUGCACUUCCCCCUUCCCACCCUCACGUGUAUAUAGAGCAGGGAGAGCAGCGAUCUCCUGGUCCCGAGGUCGGUUCCUGCUGCAAAGAUGGCGGCACUAAACCCUGUCGCGCCUGAGCUGCACCGUUUGCUGGAGAGGGACCCCCACCUGGCUCCUUUUAAGCAGGACUUCGAGCGCAGAUAUGCCACCUUUCACCGUAUUUUGAAGAAUAUUGAAGAUAAUGAAGAUGGUCUUAACAAGUUCACAAGGAGUUACCAGACAUUUGGCAUCCACAGAUUUGUGGAUGGAGGACUCUACUGUAAAGAAUGGGCACCUGGGGCAGAAGCAGUUUUUCUCACUGGCGACUUUAAUAACUGGAAUACAUUUUCUCACCCAUAUAAGAAAAUGGAUUUUGGCAAAUGGGAGUUGUUCAUCCCUCCUGGAUCAGAUGGAGUUAAUCCUGUUCCUCAUGGAUCAAAGCUGAAGGUAGUGAUACGAAGCCAAAAUGGAGAGAUUUUCUAUCGCAUUUCUCCUUGGGCAAGAUAUGUUGCUCGUCAAGACACCAGUGUAACUUAUGAUUGGAUACAUUGGGAGCCUCCAGUUCCAUACAAACGGAAGCAUCCUGUUCCUAAGAAGCCUAAAAGCUUAAGGAUCUAUGAAUCUCAUGUGGGAAUUGCUUCCCCUGAAGGGAAAAUAGCUUCAUAUAAAAACUUCACACACAAUGUACUUCCGAAAGUCAAGGAUCUUGGCUAUAACUGCAUUCAGUUGAUGGCUAUUAUGGAACAUGCUUACUAUGCCAGUUUUGGUUAUCAAGUCACAAGUUUUUUUGCUGCCUCAAGCCGUUAUGGACCACCAGAUGAUUUGAAGGAGCUCAUUGAUGUUGCCCAUUCAAUGGGGAUUAUUGUCCUUUUGGAUGUUGUACACAGUCACGCAUCAAGCAAUUCAGAAGAUGGUCUGAACAAAUUUGAUGGCACAGAUUCUGCUUUUUUCCAUUCUGGUCCUAGAGGAACACAUUCACUUUGGGACAGCCGCCUUUUUGACUAUGCCAACUGGGAAGUUCUGCGAUUUCUUCUCUCCAAUCUAAGGUGGUGGAUAGAAGAGUAUGCCUUUGAUGGUUUUCGAUUUGAUGGUGUUUCCUCUAUGCUAUAUCACCAUCAUGGAAUUGGUGUAGGUUUCAGUGGCGACUAUAAUGAAUAUUUUGGUAUGCAGGUUGAUGAAGAUGCGUUGGCAUAUCUAAUGAUGGCAAACCAUAUGAUACAUUUCUUACAUCCAGAAUGUAUAACGGUAGCUGAGGAUGUUUCUGGAAUGCCAGCCCUUGCUUGUUCAGUUAUGGAAGGAGGAGGUGGAUUUGAUUACCGGCUAGCCAUGGCCAUUCCUGACAAAUGGAUUCAGAUACUGAAAGAAUUUAAGGAUGAAGAAUGGAAUAUGGGCAAUAUAGUGUUUACGCUAACGAAUAGGCGACAUGGAGAAAAAUAUAUUACGUAUGCAGAGAGUCAUGACCAGGCCCUUGUUGGUGAUAAGACUCUGGCAUUUUGGCUGAUGGAUGCAGAAAUGUAUACCUACAUGAGUAUUAUCUCACCUCUCACUCCAGUUAUUGAUCGAGGAAUACAGCUUCAUAAAAUGAUUCGCCUCAUUACUCAUGCACUUGGAGGAGAGGGCUAUCUUAACUUCAUGGGAAACGAGUUUGGUCAUCCAGAAUGGUUAGACUUUCCCAGACGAGGCAAUAAUGAAAGCUACCAUUAUGCUAGGAGACAGUUUCAUUUAGCUGACGAUCAACUUCUUCGCUAUAGAUUCCUAAAUGCAUUUGACAGAGAUAUGAACAAAUUGGAAGAAAGAUGUGGCUGGCUUGCAUCUCCACAGGCUUACGUGAGUGAAAAACAUGAAUCAAACAAAGUCAUUGCUUUUGAGAGGGCAAAUCUCUUGUUUAUAUUCAAUUUCCACCCAUCUAAAAGCUUUACAGAUUACAGAGUGGGUGUACACACACCAGGAAAGUAUAAAAUUGCACUGGAUUCUGAUGCUCCCGAGUAUGGAGGACAUAACAGACUGGACCAUAAUACAGAAUUCUUCACUCAGGAGUUUUCACAUAACUAUUGUGCUAAUUCAGUUUUGCAGCCCAAUUCACAGAGAGAAAGUGAUGGCCACUCCCGAGGACAGCAGCACAAACACCACCUAGAGGUCUACAUUCCAAGCAGAGUGGCCAUUGUGCUUGAGAAUACGGAUGUUGCAAACUGAAGACUUCCCAUUUAUGAUGACUAGAACUACCCCUGCAAGCGCAAGGCAGGAAUUUGAUGACUACGGUAGCUGGGAUUUACUGUUUGAAAACUUUUCUAUGUGAAGAUAUGCUAAUUCAGAAAGAUUCAAAUAUGUGCUUAUUAUUUAUUUAUAAUUAUAAAGCUCUCAUUUCGUGAAAAGAUCAUUGAAAGAAAACAUGUAUUAGUGGAAUGAAAAACUCCUUGAGCAGUUCUGAUGUUAACCGAAUUAAACUUCGGAACAGCUGCCAUCCUUGAAGUACUAUUUCAUGUUAUUUUAUCAGGAAUAAUCAGUCCCAUUUCAGCAAUUUGCUGCAGUCCUAUAUAUAAUUUUGUUUUUCAUUAGACCAUAAUUUUGUAUUACAAGUACUUAUAAAGUUAUUUUAUUGCUACCAAGGCAGCCUUGUAAACUUCUUGGACACUAUGGAUUCCAAGUUAUAAAGGUGCUUAGCGUUUUCCUACUUUAAACCAUCAGAAAAUAAAACUUGUUAAGUUUACAGUUUGGGGAGCUGUGAAACUGAAGAGACUGGCAAGGAAGUGGCUUUGCUAAGAUCAAACUGUAGGACUAUAGUUAACUCAUUUAAAUUGUGCCUAAGUUCGUAUGGAAUGAAUAUUACAGAAAACAUUAACUUUCUGAUUUUUAAACAGUAUUGACAUUGAUGUUGGAAAUCAUGUAUUCUAGGUUAGUAUUUUGAAAGAUUGGAUACUGUCAGGAUAAUUUGGUAUGGACAAUAAAACACAGUAAUAUACUAUUAUACUGUCCCCACCAUUUUCAAAAAUAUUGAAAAUUACACCUUCUCAUUAAUGGCUAUAACGAAUAGCUCAAAUGGCACCAUAACCAUACAAAUUUGUCAUAAACUUAGAAGGUGUGGUCUUUUGUAUUUUUAAUUAAAAACAUCUAUUUCGUUAUUCAGAAAUAAACUGAUGAAAAUUUAUUUUAAUCUACAUAAUGAGUUGGAAUGAUGAUUUAAAAUAAUGUAUCUUUUGUAAACUAAUACUAUUAAUUGAAAAUCAUUUCCUUUGGAUUCUAAAAUUAUGGAAUUAAAAUUUUACACAGUUGUAGACAAAUGUUUUUGUAUGGGAUCAGAAAGUUCUUCAAGCUUGUUUUAUGGUCAGUUUUUGAUAUGUAGUCAUCUUAAAAAUAUACACAAAGAAAAUCCCUCCCAAAGGAAUUCCUGUUGAGCAGUCCUUUGAUCAGCCAUCUUUAUCUCAUUUAGUAAACCUCAAAGUAUGUGUGCCAGUAUUCGCUUUAUGCUUAUAAUACAAAUUCUUUGCCAAAAUGUUCACCAUGGUAAUCAUUCUAGAUCGAGGUUAUGUGUACAUGGCGUCCCAGUUAGUGCAUUACCAGAGCAGCAUGAGAACUGCUUUCCUGGAGCCUUUUCCCAGACUAGAGUGAAAUGGUUCUUUCCAUUCUAGCAUCUUCCCCAGGAGAAGUUCACUCUGCUCAUUUAGAUGUUACAAGAGCAGAAUAGGUGGAAGAUACAAGGGGGUAUUACCAGAGCAACUGCAGCAAUGAAUUAAUUAGUUCUGUCUCAUAUAAACACACAUCUCUCUCAACAAAACGGAGGUAUCCAUAAACUUCGUUUUCUUGUGUUGUAGUCUGUUUGCCAUAUGGUCUUGUGCUGAGUAACAUCCCUAUUUUUCAUUUACCGUUUUGUUAAAUAUGAGCUAUAUAAGUUACUAUUUCCACAUUUUGAGCCGCAGUGAAUCAGCAAUUAUUUUCCAUACUUUAAAUUUAGAGGUGAGAUAAACAGCAUAUAAAUAUGUGGCAUAUUUAUGUUAAUGGCUUUAUUAAUAUAUAAUGAAGAUGUUACUGGCCUUGCGUUUGAGCUUGUAAAUGCAGUGCAAGGCAAAUUGUCCAUAUCAAACUUUUGUGCAAGGAAAGCAAUAAAUAUGUAAUGUGAUUAGAAACUAUAAAAUUACAUGUGAAUAAACUGAGAUGUAAAAAACU
This is a messenger RNA of Eublepharis macularius, 4300 nucleotides long. RefSeq names its product 1,4-alpha-glucan branching enzyme 1 (gene GBE1). The transcript is spliced from 17 exons. Gene Ontology annotation, molecular function: cation binding; 1,4-alpha-glucan branching enzyme activity; hydrolase activity, hydrolyzing O-glycosyl compounds. Lineage: Eukaryota; Metazoa; Chordata; Lepidosauria; Squamata; Eublepharidae. Gene Ontology annotation, biological process: glycogen biosynthetic process. The record is from RefSeq and is a predicted model, not a curated record. The coding region runs from base 209 to 2332 and encodes 707 amino acids. Gene Ontology annotation, cellular component: cytoplasm.